AUGGAUUACGUUGAAUUGUUUAUCCAAAAGGUUGAGUUGAAUGAAGACUUCGAUAAUGGCAUAUAUGGUGAUAAUGGUAGUGACGGUGAUGCAGAAAGUGAUGAUACUGAUAGUGAGUAUGAAAUAGAUGGUAACAUAUCAAAUAUUGAUGACUUUGAAUUUGAUCAGAAUGUGGAUUCUACAGUUGAGUUUGGUGGGGUAGAAGGUAUUUCUAGUGAACCAGUUGGUGUGAAUAGUUGGGAGAGAAAUUUGGACGAACCUAAUCUAUCUGAUGAUACAUCAUUAAAAGACUCAGAUAGUGAUGUAGAGGGUGGUAAGUGGCCUGUUUUUAGGGCAGCUACUGAUAUGAAAGAGCCUCAUUUAAUCCUAGGAUUGACUUUUUCUAGCAAAGAAGAGUUUAAGGAAGCUGUGACCAAUUAUGCCUUUAACAAUGGAAAAGAUGUAAAAAUUGUUAAGAAUGACAAAGCCAGACUAGUUGUUAAAUAUAAACAUGAUGGAUGUUGUUGGACUUCUGAGAAUUCAAGAGCAACGUCAACUGUAGUUGCAAAGAGGUGGAGUAAGGAGAUUGCACAUCAUGAUGACUGGAAAAUGGAAAAAUUUAGGCAAAAGGUGUGUAAAGAUGAAAAGUUUCAUAUUAGUACACAUCAAACUUAUAGAGCAAUGAAGAAAGCUAAAAUUCAAAUUAGGGGUAAUCUAGAUGAUAAUUUCAAAAAGAUUUGGAGUUACUGCCAAGAAAUUAUCAGGACUAAUCCUAUCACAAUCUGUGAGGUGAAGCUCAGUGACAAUGUUGAACUUUGUGGGGGAAACAAAUUCCUUAUACUGUACAUGUGUUGGGAUGGAUAUAGGCAAGGUUUCAAAUUUUGUAGGCCAAUCUUGGGAGUGGAUGGAACUCAUUUGAAGUCUGGAAUUGGGGGGUUAAUUCUGACUGCAGUUGGACUUGAUGCUAAUGACUCAAUCUUCCCUGUUGCAUGUGCCAUUGUUGAGGAUAAACAAAAGGGUUUAAUAGAAGCAUUUGAAGUGGUUUUGCCUAGAGUUGAGCACCGAUUUUGUGUUAGGCACCUUCAUGGGAAUAUGAAGGUUGCGGGAUUUCAAGGAAAGGCAUUGAAGGAUGCACUAUGGGACUGUGCCAAAGCAACAACUGUGCCCAAAUAUAAAACUGCACUUGGAAAACUUAGACAAUUGGAUGAGGAUGCAUAUGUUUGGCUAUCUAAUAAGAGUCCAACAGAAUGA
Ipomoea nil (Japanese morning glory) is the source of this 1230-nucleotide messenger RNA. RefSeq lists its product as uncharacterized. Gene Ontology annotation, molecular function: transposase activity; DNA binding. Gene Ontology annotation, biological process: DNA transposition. Lineage: Eukaryota; Viridiplantae; Streptophyta; Magnoliopsida; Solanales; Convolvulaceae. Bases 1 to 1230 code for a protein of 409 amino acids. The record is from RefSeq and is a predicted model, not a curated record. The transcript is spliced from 4 exons.